This is a messenger RNA of Lytechinus pictus (painted urchin), 3231 nucleotides long. Its product is annotated as E3 ubiquitin-protein ligase TRIM45-like. The record is from RefSeq and is a predicted model, not a curated record. Gene Ontology annotation, molecular function: ubiquitin protein ligase activity; zinc ion binding. Lineage: Eukaryota; Metazoa; Echinodermata; Echinoidea; Temnopleuroida; Toxopneustidae. The transcript is spliced from 2 exons. Gene Ontology annotation, biological process: protein monoubiquitination. Bases 481 to 2340 code for a protein of 619 amino acids.
ACGCUGAAGUUCAGGGGACCGUUCCAUGAAAGUUGUCAACACUGACAAGUUGUCUUUCACCGACAAUUACCAUAGUAACAGUCAGAAGCCAUAGCUUCUAACCAAUCAUAACCAAGGAUUUCAUUGAAAUUGUCAGUGCUGACAAUUUAGUCAGUGCUGACAUCUUUCAUGAAACACCCCCAGAUAUGACCAAUUUUCUUGCUUUCAUUUCACUUCCGCGUUCAGGAAAUUUGGGCUAGGACGAUUCAUCAGCAGUACACUUUAGCAUACAAUUGCACAAGCUAUGAAAGUGGGUGUGUAUCGGUGCAUUGCACCAUCUGACAAAGAAGUGACAUGCACUUGAUCAUUAAUUGCCUCGUAUCUUGAAAUAUCAGCAUAAAUCCUAUACCUGCUCUAUAGCAUACAGAGUAUUUCCUAUGAGGUUACUUGUAAAGAACGUGUGCAUAUUCCGGCGAGAAGGUUUGAGGUUGGUUCUCCAAAAUGGCUGCUGAACUAAAGAAGGUGGUAGAUCAAAACCUCGAGUGCCCCGUCUGCCUGAAUAUGUUCAACGAACCAAAGAUCUUGAGCUGCUCUCAUACCUUUUGCAAGGACUGCUUAGAUUCUUUGCUCGGUUACCUCCCGGAAGAACUAAAACUAUUAUGUCCGGUUUGUCGGAGGGAAACCGUGGUUCCAGAUGGAGAAGUGAGUAACUUACAAACAAACCUAACUGUAAGGGCGCUGGUCGAAGAUGUCCAAACCCAGGUACAGAUGUGUUCCAACUGCGAUCAGGAGGAUGCGGCUCCAGCUGCAGUAUAUUGCAAAGACUGCAGUGACUACCUUUGCGAAUCCUGCCACAAGAUGCACUCAAAGUGGGCCAAGUUCUCAAGUCAUGCAAUCGCAGCUGCCAAAGAUGUCAGUACUGGAAAAGUUACUUUGAAGAGGCGGGGGCAGUGUCAGAAACAUCCCGGUGAGGAGGAGGGAUGCUUUUGCCUUGAUUGUAAUGGGUAUGUCUGCUUCAGAUGUAGCGUCCUAGAUCACACGCAAGAAGGGCAUAAGGUCUUGGAAGCAGUAGCUUAUGAAAAGGAGCACAAGAAGAAAAUUGAAGAUAUGGAAGCAAAGGCAGCGUCAAAGAUCUGCGAUGUCAAGAAAUAUGUUGCAUCCGUUUCAGAACAGCGGCAAAGAUUGCAGAAUGUACAAGAAAAUAUCUGUCACGAUAUUGACGAAGCAUAUGAAGAAACUGCCAGAAAAUUGGCCGAGAGGAAAGAAAUACUGAAGGGUGUAGUUGAAAAACGAAUAAAGAAAUUCGACACCUCGUUGGAGGACAUGGAACGGCAAGGCGAUCAGCAUAUAGCCCAAAUAGAUGCAGUGUGUAGAUUGGUAAAGAAUGGUUUGAAGGUUCCUGUGCAAAAAGAAGCUCUUAGAACGCACAACACGCUCUUCAAGGAGAUGGAACAGCUGCUAACCCGAGUAGACCCUGACGAGCAGAAAGCAAAACGAACUACCGAUGAAGGAGAACAGCUUCGUUUUAUUCGGAGUCAGAGAGGACUAGAGAUAGGCAAAGUCCAAGGGGAUUCCAGUUGGAUCCUGCACAUGGAAAGUCAGCUCCCUUUGAAGAACAGCAUGCGUGGGAUGACAGUAUCACCUGCCAAUACUGUCGACAUCGGCUGCUGGACUGGAGGAAUUGUGACCUUCUCGACCGCUGGCAUCCUUCAAGAGAUAGUACUAAAAGAUGUCGAAGUGUGUGCCUUGCAGUUCACUCCUGAUGGUGGAUAUGUCAUACGUGACUUCAGCAAUAACAUUUCCCUCUACACACUGCAUUGUUGCAAGAAGCUCAGAGUUAAUUUCGUAACGCUGAGUGACGAAGAAGGCGGUCAAGGAGAUCUCACAGUAGACAAGGAUGGCAACAUCCUCUCAAGCUACAGGACGACCAAGGCUAUCCAGGUCUUCGAGCCAUCGGGUGGGAAGCCAGUCAGGGAGAUUCAGUGUCAAGGAUUUGAGCCACAGCAGAUAUUUGCAAUGAGUUCCAGGAACGCGAUUUUGGUGAAGAGUGAUGGGCACACUGUUCGAAUUCUUGAUGGUCAUUCUGGUGCAACCUUGGACAGUAUCACAAACGAAGGGGUGGAUGCAUAUCCUGCCGUUUGCAAGGAUGGCACGGUCAUCAUCGCCUGGGUGACUUACGAAGAGGGACGAGUAAGCAUUGUCCAAUACACGGGAGAACUGAAGGUCAUCCAGAAGAUCGUAACGAACUUCAAGAUCACAAAGCCAUCUCGUCCGUGGUACUACCUACAGGAGUUCAAGACUGGAGAGAUUGCCUUCUGCACUCCUGGAAAAUUAUAUAUCUUUCGUGAGACCAAGGACUAAUACAUAAGAUGUUAUAGCCUGUGCAAUUUGUCCCCUCAAAACGUCCUUGUGGUAAAUUCAACAUUAUGUCUACAUUGGAAAACAUGGUUUUUCAUCGUUAUCAAACCACCCCCUCCCCCCUCCAGACCCCUUCAAGCUUUCACGCCAUUUCAUCGACUUAUUAUUUUAAAAUAACUAGAGGCAACUGCUCUGAACAAAAAUAUCUUAUUUGAGAAGAUUUUUAGAAAAUAUCCGAGGCCAACUUGCCAACAGAUUGGUUAUUAUGAAUUCCUCCAAAGCCUGUAUUCCCCUCCAUUUGAGCGGAUUUUAAUGUACAGAUUUCUUGAAAAUUAUUCUGAUAUAUAAUAUAUAGACAUAUAUGAUUGGUUCAAUUUUAGGAGUGUUUCGUAGAACCACAGACUGAUUGUCCUCAGUAUGGAACGAUAGAGUUUACAGGAACUUUUUUUUAUUGAUUCCAGAAUUGUACGACAGCAAGUGAAGUGUUGAGGAGAAAAUCGACAAUGGGGAGGAGUCGCCUUUAUUAUAAGGUAUACGCGGAAAGAUUUUGAAAAUGGGGGCGGGAAUGAACAUGCAUAAAAUCACAAAUUAAUGGACAUUUCCAAUAAAUUUACUGAAAAAAGGGGGAAGGGCUUCAGCCAUCCGCCGCCCAGGAUGAAUCUCAUUUUUAUUAAAUAAAUUGAAUAUGUAUGUUUCAUUAAAUGACGAAUAUAAUUACAUUUGUAAUCUUGAAAAGUUCGAAUGACCUACCAUCUUUUAUUUAUCAAAAGACAUGAGUUAACUGCCUUCAAAGAUAACUGGGAAGGAAAAAAGCCAAAAGAAAGGGUGAUUUGUUCAUAAUGAUGAAUUAUUUUAAAACGUGAAUGAAUGAAUGAAUUAAUUAAUUAACUAAUU